CCAGCUUUUGCGAUCUCGGUUAUUUGUGGCGGCCACUCACUCACGCAUUACAGCAGCACCAGCCAGCCUCUCACGACACUUCCUGCCUGCCUGCCUGUCUUUCUUUCUGUCUUUCUUUGGUGGCCUCCACUGAUUUGCGUCAUCGGUGUGCAUACGCAGCGCUCUGCACAACAGCUCUUGUCAGUUGUGGUUGUGGUGGGUUGAUUCGCUUCAGCUCUACAGCUCCCGUGCGCCUCCUCCUCCUCCUCCUCUUCCUUCUUCUUCCGAAACAGCGACAAUGGCCUUGAAAUACAACGCGAUGAACCCAAACGAGACCUGGGUGAACCACCCAGGUUUCAUUGCCAUGUACCUCGUGCUCUUCACAGCGUGCCACUUGGUGCUGUUGAGCUUGCCCAUCACCACCGAGCUCGUCUGGACCCUGACAAAUGUUUGCCACAGCCUGAUCACCUUUGUGUCAUUCCACUGGCUCAAGGGUGCUCCGUUUGAGACCAUGGACGAGGGAGAGUCGCUCAGCCUCACACAAUGGGAACAGAUUGGCAGCUCGCCCGACAUGACGCAGACGAAGCGAUUCCUCAUCGGGUUCCCAGUGCUUGUCUUCCUCCUGGCGACGGCGUACACGCACCAUGACAACCUGCACUUCUUUGUGAACCUCUCCUUCCUCGCACUCAUCAUGAUCCCCAAGCUCCCAGAAAUGCACGGGGUUCGCCUGUUCAACAUCAACAAGUACUAGAGCAGCCAUCGCAAACUCGUUCACGCUCGCAACCGCGCCUCCCUGACCCACAAUUUCCCUUCCCCUGCCCCUUUCCCAUGCUGCACAAUUGUGUGCAUGUGCGUCCGUGUAUGUGUCUGUCUGGAUAUGUGUCUGGGUCUGGCUGUCUGGCUGUCUGUCUGUCUGUCUGUCUGUGACUGUGUGCGCAUAUUCAUGUGUGCGCGUGCCCUUCUUCCAUGAACGGAGCCCGGGGACUGGGCGUGUGUAUCGUUCAUUGGACGUGACUGCAAUGACAUGGUGGUGGUGCUUUGUGUUGAUCCCUGCCCUACUCGCGGUGUGUGCGUCUUCGCUGUCUGUCUGUAUUGGUUGGUGGUGGUUGUAACUGCGCUCGCUUGCUUUGUCCUUUUAUCUCUUUCACCCGUCGCACGGCUGGCACACGAAAUGAAACAACACUGUCCA
Molecule: messenger RNA, 1168 nt
Organism: Salpingoeca rosetta
Lineage: Eukaryota; Choanoflagellata; Craspedida; Salpingoecidae
Exons: 5
Coding region: 278-730 (150 amino acids)
Biological process (GO): ceramide metabolic process; negative regulation of ceramide biosynthetic process; intracellular sphingolipid homeostasis
Cellular component (GO): endoplasmic reticulum membrane
Source: RefSeq, a predicted model, not a curated record